Messenger RNA from Dentiscutata heterogama, 282 nucleotides. Lineage: Eukaryota; Fungi; Glomeromycota; Glomeromycetes; Diversisporales; Gigasporaceae. The record is from the annotation of a GenBank genome assembly.
AUGAUUAUGUUGAACAGGCAGAGACGACAACCCAAGAAAAAGUUGAAAUAGAUGAUUCUGUAGAAGUAAAUAUGGUGAAUACGAAUCAACAAAUUGCAAUAUCAACCUCUGUAUCAACACAAGUCAGUGAAAAUAUUGAUCCAUAUAUUAUGAAAGAGUCUACCAACCCAAUAUCAACAGGUCAAAAUGGACAAGAUAAAAAUGACGAAUCGUAUCAUCAACGUCCUUCUACAGAACAACAACAAGGAUUAUCUACAAGUAAUCCGAAUACACCAACUACCG